CGGCGCCUCCGCCCGCCGCAGCGGGGGCGGGCGGGGGCUUCCUGCCGCCGCCUCGGCAGAGCCGGCAGCGCCGCCACGCCAUGGAGCGGCUCCGGCUCCCGCGGCUCCCGCGGCUCCUGGCCGCCGCAGUGAUUGUGGAGUGCUGUGCGCAGCUCUGCCCCUGUCUCGGCAGCGGAACAGGCUCCAUGCUGGGCACUGCUGUCCCCUGUGCCCACCCAGGGACCGCGAUGGGAGAGCACUGCCAGACAGAUCUGGAGCAAGGAGCUGGCACGGGGCGGGUGCCAACGCCGGAGGCCACAGGGCAGCUGCAGACAGAGGCUGAGCUGCUGCCCUUCCCUGGGACCCCUUCCGGGACUGCGGAGCCCCUCAGCCCCCAGGGAAGCCCUGGAGGCCCCCAGGCAGGCAGGGAGGGGACAGGGCCUGCAGUGCGGGAUGGAACAGUCACCGAGCGCCCAGGGGCCCUGCUCUCUGCAGGCACUGCUGAGCAGGCAGCUGCAGGCAGCGAGCGGCCAUCUCCUGCCCCAGCACCCAUGGAGCCAGACACAGCUCCUACCGCCGCAUCUCCCCCCAGGACUGACCCUGUGGGAAAUGUGGUGGUGGAAGGUGCCACGACCCCACAAGGGAUCCCCUCGCGUUCACCAUCCUCUGUGAUGAUGCCCGGCUCUGCCAGGGGGCAGUGGGGGUCCCCCAGCACCAUGCCGGGAUGGAGCCCCAUGGGAACAGGGCUUGUGCAGAGACAGAGGAGCUCAGGCUCACGUGGCCCCUCUUCCCUGGAGCCGGGGGCUGUGGAGGCCCUGGGUGCCACUGUCCCACUGGGUGACAGCAGCCCAGGGACUCACCCGAGCAUCGUGCUGGCCACAGACAGCCCUGCACCGGGGGUGAUCGGGACAUCACCCUUUGCGGGGAGGCUGCAGAGGCUGCUGAGCUCCACAGGGACGCUGCGGGGGACACAGCAGGAGCUGCCGGGCCCGGCAGGAGGACGGGGCUCUGACUCCCACCCAUGGCGUGGGACGGACGUUGCAUGGCAGGGUCCCCGUUCUGCCCCUCACCCCUCUCCACCGUCCCUGGGGGCUGGUGGCCAUUGGGACCCCCUGGCUAGCACAGCCCAGCCAGCCGUGGGAACGGGCCCAACCUCGCUGCCUGCUGCAGGCAAGGGGUCAGAUCAGCCUGUUCCCACCACCACAGCCAGCACCCCAGGGGUAACGUCCCCCAGCCUGGGGGCAGCCCUGGACCCAACCACGGGAGUGUUGGGGCCACCUGACACAGAGGGUCCCCGUGAGCACAGCCAUGUCCCCCUGGAUCAGACCUGGCGCCCACCAGCUGUGCCAGGGCAGCCCCCCACUUCGGUGGCCCCAGGCAGCACUGCUGCAGCACAGAGUGGGGUGCCCCACACCAGCCCAGGGUCCCUCCGUGUCCCCCCAUCCCCACAGCCUGCCCCAACCAGCAGCUCUGCAGCACCCACAUCAUUGACCCCACAGACCUCCCUAGGGACCAGCCAGGGUGUCGCAGGGCUCGGCCCCAAUUUUGGCUCACCCCCGGCAGGGCUGUCCCCAGGGCACCGGCUGCCCCAUGCUGACUCGGGGGAGGAUCCUGCUGAAAGCCCCCAAAUCCUGGGGGGGACACCAGUGGGUGUGGGCAAUGCUGAGCCCUGGACAGCAACUGCCCCACUGAGCUGGCAGCCGGGCAGCCUGGCCCCCUCCUCAUCCCUUGGCCCCCCCCACCAGCCAGCUCCAUCCCAGCCUGCGUCUUCCCUGGGGCCAACCACCGCUAUCAGCAGCACCGCCACCGCUGUCACCACCACCACCAUCACAGCUGCCACUGCCAGCCCAGCACUGCUUGGGGACGUGGGGACGGUCACACCAGAGCCGGGUGCUGCUGUAUUGCAGGGGGAUGCCGCAGGGUUGACGUGGGGGCCCCCAACUCACCUGUCCACCAUGGUGCCAGGACCCCCUCAGCAGCCCACUGUUCCCCCUGGGACCCUGGGCCAUCGUGGGGGCCCCGGGUCCCCCUCAGCUGCCGGGGACACAGACCUGGUCCAACCAUCGAGCAGACCUGGAGGGCAGCUGGAUGCUGACACCCCCCAAGCGACACUGGCCAUGGCGGGCAGGGCCCCCCGGGUGUUCAUCGUGGAGGAUCAGCCGCCCCUCCUGAGAGCAUCCCUCCUUCGCAUCCCCUGCGAGCUGGUGCUGGACAUGGGGUUCGUCCCCGCCUUGCAGGACCCCAGGUCCCACGAGCGCCGGGGGCUGCUGCACAGCUUCAAUCGAACAGUCUCACCCCUCUUCAUGUUGGUGCCCGGGUUCCUGCGGCUGGAGGUGACGGGGAUCAGGGAGGGCAGCGUGGUGCUGGAGUACGAUGCGCUGUUCGCGGCAGAGCAAGUGCAGGCGCCAGGGCUGGGCGUGCUCCUCAACACCGUGCUGGGCUCUGGUAGCACCCGUCCGGGGCUGGCGGUGGGCACUGCCCCUGUCCUGCGCAACGUGGCUCUGGAGCGGCCGCUGGACCCCUGCGCCGUGCUCUUCACGUGCCGGGCCGGCUUCACCUGUGUGGCCCAGGCGAAUGGAAACGCCACCUGCACCUCCCUCUGCCACCGCGACUACUGCAAGAACCAGGGCAUCUGCACCCACCCCCGGGACCGUGGCCCCCUCUGCCAGUGCCCCGUCGGCAGCGAUUUCUGGUUCAUGGGGCUGCGUUGUGACUACCGGGUGACGCAGCAGAGCCUGCUGGGCAUGGCCGCCGGGGUCCUGCUCAGCAUCGUCCUUCUGGCCACCGUCGUCGCCGCCGCCGCCAUCCGCCGGUUCAAGGCGCUGCUGCUGGAGGCCAGGGCCGACCAGACCCGCAGCAGCUACCGGCGGUUCUGCCGGCUGGAUGACGUCUCGGCCCAGUACUGGUCGCGCUCCUGGCUGCCCUCGGCCAGCUCGCUGGACAACCCGGCCUUCAGCAACUCGGAGGAGCUGCUCCACUUGCAGAUCUUGGACAACGGCUGCUGCAGCUGCCAGGAGGAUUUGGGCAUCACCGACAGCUCCAAGCAGCACCCCGCACCGCCAGUCCACCCCGACUGCCGGUCCAGUUUCCAUUAUGACUGGGACACAAGUUCCAGCAGCAUGAAUGAUCCAAUGGUGGACUCAGGAAAAGCCAGUGAUAUCUCAGUGUCGAGUUGGCCCAUGGAGCCCAUCCAGUGGACACCCUUUCCCCUCCUCCACCAGCUAUCCAGGCAGCGACCGCACAAAGCCAGGCGGCCUCAUUCGUACUGCGAGGGGAUGGAGCUGGUCAACCUCGAGAGGAGCUGGACAGCCUGAAGACCAAACACCAAAGAACAGGCAACAAGGUUCAGCUUUUAAAACCAACCACAUUUUAUUUCCACAUAACAAGCUCAGUGAAGGAAUUUCAAACACUUUGACAAUACAAUCAACGCAGGUGUGAUGUCAGUUCCACUCGUGGCAGAGUCCUGAAAGAUUAUCUGCCAACGUUUUCACCACUGUUUCAGACCAGACUUCAGAAGCCAGCUUUGGCUUGGGACAGCGUAUUUCAUAGUAAGUAGUUACAGAUAAGUGUCUAAUAACACACAAUGCUGGCAUCCAACAGAGUUAAUGACUUACAUCCGGCAAUUUGAAAAUAAAGUCUAACAGAUUUUUGAAGUCACAUCAUACUAUGUACAUAUAUGGUCUGCCCUAUAGCCAUUUCAGAACAAGCUAAGCCACUGUGAAAAGUGAAAUGCAAAUUAAGCGCUGCUGCAUUGUUCGUCAUGAUUAAUGUAAAUGAGGUAUAAAUUUAAACACCAGUACAUUUUAAGCAUUAAAGUUUAUUUUCCAAAAUGC
Molecule: messenger RNA, 3812 nt
Organism: Grus americana (Whooping crane)
Lineage: Eukaryota; Metazoa; Chordata; Aves; Gruiformes; Gruidae
Product: collagen alpha-1(I) chain-like
Exons: 11
Coding region: 81-3293 (1070 amino acids)
Source: RefSeq, a predicted model, not a curated record